Messenger RNA from Dromiciops gliroides (monito del monte), 2914 nucleotides. It is a transcript of the gene ESCO2, whose product is annotated as establishment of sister chromatid cohesion N-acetyltransferase 2. The record is from RefSeq and is a predicted model, not a curated record. Gene Ontology annotation, molecular function: protein-lysine-acetyltransferase activity. The coding region runs from base 125 to 2047 and encodes 640 amino acids. The transcript has 11 exons. Gene Ontology annotation, biological process: mitotic sister chromatid cohesion. Gene Ontology annotation, cellular component: nucleus; chromatin. Lineage: Eukaryota; Metazoa; Chordata; Mammalia; Microbiotheria; Microbiotheriidae.
UUGCGUAUCUUGUGCUAUAUAACCCAUAAGCCAUCUCUUCCUGCUUUCCAACUGUUUCGCUUACAUCCCUGUAGUUGGAUGGUCACCCUCUAAGUCUAGAGGGCCCUUUCCAGCCCUUUCAUCAAUGCACACUUUCGCUAACCCAGAGUUGUCAGAAGGUGGCACUGGAUCUCAGCAGUUUCCCAGGACGAAGAAGAAAUAUGCCUUCACCCAGAGGGAUUCACAUAAGAUGGCCAAUGUUACUCCAAGGAAAAGGAAUCAAAGUUCUUCUCAAUAUGGCAGCCUAUUAUUUAAAAAUCCAGUGAAGAAAGUCAUAUUGGACUUUACUGAAAGUAUGUCUUCAUCCCCAAGUGGAACCCCGAAAAAGGAAAUGUCCCAAAUUAAUGAUAAAGAAAAUGUAUGUUACCUGUUCCAAGGACAGCACGUUUCAAGUCAGUUCAAUAAGUAUCCACUAGAAACAGCCUGUGCUAUUCAAAAAGGGGGGGUAACCCCACUGAAGUCUCCACAGCAAGGUUCUCCCUUCAAAUCUGCCAUGUCUACCAGAUCCUUUUAUAACAGAGAUAAAUGGUACCUGAACCCACUGGAGAGGAAGCUUGUCAAAGAGAGCAGAUCUCUUUGUCUGAAAAAUGAUUAUGGAUAUACCAAGCCAAUUCCCACCUUGACCGAAAAAAAACAUCAAAAGUUGUUCAAGAGGACAAACUCUAAAGUAAAAAGGAAUUCAGCUCCUAAAUAUGGAAGUUAUAAAGGCAUUAAAACUGUGUCAAGGAAUGCUAUCAAACCCCAGCAAAACAGAGUGAUUUUUAAACCAACCACGGGGCAGGAGGAUGAUACCCAUGAACUGGCGAAGAGUUUGACCCCAGCUCCUCGAGUUCUGAGUCUAAAAGUUAAGCCCCAAGUGACUCUCCAGAGUGGAGCGGCAUUUUUUGUGGCUGGGAAAAAAUCCCACCCUUUGGUCAAAAAAGUGAUUUUGGAUAGUCAAACAACAUCUGAAGUCAAGGCAAAUAAGUCUAAACCAGCAGUGAUUAUGAAUCCUGGUUUGCCUAGCACUAAGGAAGGAGAGACUUUUGAGAGUCCAAAUGGUAGAGUUAUUUCUUCUAAAGAAAGGGAGCUUGUUGAGGAUAAGCCUUUUUCUUUAAAGGAGUCUCACAAGGAGAAUAGUAAAAAAGGAUCUCCUGAAUCUGUCACCUAUCCCAUCUUUAGUACAACUUCAGUCAACCAAAAAAGUUCUUCAGUUUUUCUGGAAGAAACAUCGUCUUUAGGAUCUGGCACAACUAUCGAGUCUUCCAAUGUCUUGAAAGAGCUUCAAGCACCAAAGGCUAACAAAAACACCAGAGAAUUAAACAAAGACUUGAAAGACCAGUUUGUUAUUGAUGCAGGUCAGAAGCAUUUUGGAGCCAUCAUAUGCAAGUCUUGUGGCAUGAUCUAUACAGCAGCUAACCCUGAGGAUGAAGCACAACAUGCCCACUAUCACCAGAGAUUCUUGGAAGGAAUUAAAUAUAUGUGUUGGAAGAAAGAACGUAUUGUGGCAGAGUUUUGGGAUGGCAAAAUUAUACUAGUACUUCCUGGUGACCCAAAAUAUGCCAUUCGAAAGGCAGAAGAAGUCUGUGAACUUGUAGAUAAUGAACUGGGAUUUAAGCAAGUUAUCCCAAACUGUCCCGGCAAAAUCAAAACCUUCCUCUAUAUAUCUGAAAGGAAGGUAAUUGGAUGUUUAAUAGCUGAGCCAAUCAAACAGGCCUUUCGUGUCCUAACUGAACCAGCUAGUCCAGACUCUCCAAACCAACAAACGUUUUUCAACCAGCGAGCCUGGCAAUGUUCCAGUACCCCAGAACCAGCACUCUGUGGGAUCAGUCGGAUCUGGGUCUUUAGCCUGAUGAGAAGAAAGGGCAUUGCUCGUCGAUUAGUUGAUACUGUCCGGAAUUGCUUCAUGUUUGGCUGCUUUCUAAGGACUGAUGAAAUAGCCUUUUCUGACCCAACACCAGAUGGCAAAUUAUUUGCAACCAAAUACUGCAACACUCCCAACUUCCUUGUAUAUAACUUUAUUAGUUAGACAAAUUUAGCUAUACCCAGAAAUACUAAAACCUAUCUAUAUCUAGAAGUUUUAUAUGUUUAUUAACUUGGCAAAUCAGAACAAAUUUGUCCUUUUUUCCUUAAGAUCCAAAUUAUUAAAAACUUCUGUUACAGGCUGACUUACUCUCUGGUUUAUCAGUUUUUGUGUAUGGCUAUGGUUGUAGAAAACAAAUUAUCUCCCUUGCCUUCUGAUUCAGAGAGUAAGUUGGCAAAGCAUCUGGUUUUCUAUAGUACCUAGUCUCUAGCAUCGAGGGAUUAAUUUUCAGUAUACAUUAUAGCUACUUGACUAGAGCAUAUCAGUUUGUUAUAUUGAGAGAACUUUUAUAUUGUGUUAAUUCAUUAAAUUAUGUUUCAAAUUUCUAAUAUCUUCUAGGUCAAUAUUAAACAAUUGCCACUUUUUUAGAUGCUCAAAUGCUAUUGAAAACUCUGAAAUGAACCAAAUGUUUGUUGAAUUGGUUCAUCAAGUUUAACCCUGGUUAGUAGCUGCAAUAUUGUAAUUUCCACAGAUAAUUUUAGUCAAGUGAAAAUUUGACAGCUUUUAUUGUGCUACUGUCAUUGUUAUUUAAUACCAUUGAUGUUAAGCUUAAGACAACUUGAAAUUUCAUUCUUUUUUUUAAAGCACCUUAAUUCUUAGGCAUCUAAUUAAAACUGGGGAAAUGUACAUUACAAGAUUUCAUAUUUCAGUAUCUCUUUUUUUAAAGUUUUUUAAUUUUAAAAAAUAUUUUUUCAGUAUCUCUUCAGGUGGAAUUAUGAUGCUCUAGAGGAAAUGAAAGGGUGUAAAUAGAUCUGUCUUUUCUAGGUGAAUUUUGGUGUUUUCUGCACUGACAUUUAGAAAUGGCUUGUUAAA